Molecule: messenger RNA, 6761 nt
Organism: Dryobates pubescens (Downy woodpecker)
Lineage: Eukaryota; Metazoa; Chordata; Aves; Piciformes; Picidae
Gene: PTPRB
Product: protein tyrosine phosphatase receptor type B
Exons: 34
Coding region: 107-6736 (2209 amino acids)
Biological process (GO): angiogenesis; protein dephosphorylation
Molecular function (GO): protein tyrosine phosphatase activity; cadherin binding
Source: RefSeq, a predicted model, not a curated record
ACUGACUUUUUCCCCCCGUGAAGGCACAUUUCCUUCCUAGCCUUCGCUUCACUUAUCUGAGGUGGGUUUUUUUAAGAGAAGCAUGGGGAGUUGCUAGAGGGGGAAAAUGGAUUCUGUCUUUCACCUCCUGCUUUCUACCUGCCUUGCCUUGACGUUCUCAGAAGGGUUUCUGAUUAUCCAUGUCCAGAAACAGCAGUGUCUUUCAGAAAAGAGGGGAGUCAUUGUGGAGAAGUGCAACCUGACCAACCUCAACCAGCAGUGGCAGUGGACAGCAGAGGACAGGCUCCUGCACCUGAAGUCCGCCCAGUGCCUGAGCAUCUCCACGCGCUCUGCCCUCUCCUCCCGCAGCAUCGUCGUCGACUGUCCCCGGGCGGUCAGCUGGACCUGCCAGGAGGAGGAUGGGCUCCUGAGGGUGGCCAACACUUCUCUCUUUCUCACAAAGCAAGGCCAGAAGGUGAUGGCCAAACAGAGCAAGAAAUACCUUCAUACGUGGAUGCAGCUGGAAGCCAGCGAGACGGGGAAGCCUGUGUAUGUAAACCUGUGCUCAAAGCAAGAUCUCCAAGAUGCAGAGACUGUGUGGAGUACUAGAUCUACAUCCCCCUCUUUGAGCACUGUAACCUCUAGGCCUGAAAGUCUGCUGAAGAGCAGCACAGAGAUGUUCAUCAGCAAUGGGACUGAGCACUUCAGCAAGAACCUCAUUGACGACCUCUACUUUGACUUCAAAUCUGCAGUAACAGAGAAAGCCUGGAUUCCAGUGACCACCCUGCAAUCCUCCAGCACUACAGAAGAGGCCGCGCCGGGGGCGCCGGGGGGAUGCAGAGCCAACGUCACGGAGCAGUUCGUCGCCGGGCAGAGCGUCCGGCUGCGCUGGGGCGCCGCGGGCAGCGCCUGCAACUUCAGCCUGACCGGGCGCUCCGAGGAGGGGCAGGCGGCCGGCUGCCAGCCUGCCGCCGCGGGCAACGGCUCCUACGGAUGCACCCUGCGCGACCUGGAGGCCGGGACCUGGUACCACCUCCGCAUCGAGUCGCUCGCCGACGGGGAAGUCGUCAACGUCUCCGUGCUGACAGAUCCUUCCCCACCGCUCCGUUUCGCAGUCAAUAAGGACAAAACUACGCUCACGAGCUUGCAGGUCCAGUGGGAUCCUGCCUCAGGAAAGGUGGACCUGUAUGACCUGCUGUUGUUUGAUCACAGUAACAAAAAGAUAGCAGAAGUCUCCAUAGCAGGGAGAAUUUCCAAACCAGAACAUACUUUCUCCGGUCUCACCCCUGGGAACAAAUACAACGUUGUCCUCAGGGCAGCGGCUGGGAACAAGAGCAGCCCGGAGCUUCGCAUCAGCGGAUCUACUGUGCCAUCCCCUGUGAAGAACAUCCAGGUCAGUGUCAGGACAGACACUAUCCAAGCUUCCUGGUCUCCUGGCUCGGGACACGUGGAUCGGUACAGGCUGCUGUUACUGGACGGCCACGUCCCCGUUCAUGAGGUCCAGCAAGAAGAUCCUCUGACCUCCUACACUUUCUCAGGACUUACAGCAGGCCACCUGUAUAACCUCUCUGUCAUAGCCCAGGCUGCAGGUCUGGAGAGCAGCAGUUUCCAAGCAGUCAGGACAGCCCCAGCCGAGGUCUUGGAUUUGGCAGUGACUAACGACGGCAGCUUAGAUACUUUAAAAGUUAAGUGGAGAAGACCUCCAGGAGACCUCAGUUUCUACAAUAUCACUCUGUCUCAUCUUGGAUCAGUUAAAGAAGUCAAAACUGUGCAGCCACCGGGGACAGAGACUCGCUUUGAGAAGCUGGCUGCAGGACGCCUCUACCAGGUGGCUGCGCGCACCGUGAGCGGUGAGCUGUUUGCCGAGCGCAUGGCGCAGGGCAGGACAGUUCCCCAGCAGGUUUCGGAGCUGCAAGCGGGCGGCGGCGGCUGGCUGCGCGCUCUGCGGGUGAGCUGGCUGCCCCCUAGCGGAGACUGGGAGAGGUACCGCCUGCUCCUCUGGAACCGCUCCGCGCUGCUGCUCAACACCACCCUCCGCAAGGACGCCACCGAGCACCUCAUCCACGACCUGGGCCUCAUCCCGGGCAGGCAGUACGAUGUGGACGUCGUGGUGGAGAGUGGCGAUUUGCAGAGCAAGGCUAGCUGCACCGGGAGGACAGCUCCAGAGGCUGUGCUGCAGCUCCGUGUCAAGCAUGCCAAUGAAACUUCACUCAGCAUCAUGUGGCUGACCCCCGUUGCAGAAUGGGACAGCUAUGUGGUUUCACUGGGAGACAGGGACCUUACUGUCAUCAAAAAGGGGCUUGCAAAAGAAGCUAAGGAGUUCACCUUCACUGACCUGGUGCCUGGAAGAAAAUACACAGCCACCAUCACUACCAUCAGUGGGAUUUUAAGCAACUGGACAUCAGUGGAAGGAAGAACAGUGCCAGCCCAAGUGACUGGGCUGACCCUGGACAGCCAGGGAUCCACCAACAGCUUGUUCACCAACUGGACAAGAGCUCUGGGAGAUGUAGACUCCUACCAAGUGCUACUGAUCCAUGAGAAUGUGGUCAUCAAGAAUGAGACUGUGCCCAGUGAAACCAACAGAUACCACUUCUAUCCCCUGAAGCCUGGAGGACUCUACUCAGUUGUUGUCACCACUGUCAGCGGGGGGAUAGCCUCCAGGCAAACCAUCGCAGAGGGGAGGACAGUGCCUUCCAGCGUGAGCGGAGUGACAGUGAACAACUCAGGCCGCAGUGACUACCUCAGCGUUUCCUGGCUGCCAGCUCCUGGAGAUGUGGACAGUUACCUGGUGACCCUCUCUCAUGCUGACCAGGUUGUCCAGACCCUCACUGUUUCCAAAUCCUUCAGUGAGUGCUCCUUCAGCAGCCUGACUCCUGGAAUGCUUUACAGUGUGAUGAUAACCACAAAGAGUGGGAAGUAUGAGAACUAUUCCUUCAGCCAGGAACGAACAGUCCCUUCAAGCGUGCAGGGGCUCACUGUCAGCAACUCAGCCAGGAGUGACUACUUGAAGGUGUCCUGGUUACAUGCCUCUGGAUAUUUUGAUAAUUAUGAAGUGGUCAUCAAGAACAACCACGAUUUCAUCCAGACAAAAAGUGUCCCCAAGGAUGAAAAUGAGUGUGUCUUCACCAACCUGGUGCCAGGGAGGCAGUACAGUGUCAUGGUCAGCACCAGGAGCGGCAAGUACGAAACCAGUGAGAGGGUCUACGGCAGAACGAUGCCGGAAUCAGUGAAGGAGCUGACUCUCAGUAACAGGAGCACGGAAGACUUGCAGGUCACUUGGUCAAAGGCUGAGGGGGAUGUUGAUAAAUAUGAGAUUCAGCUCCUCUUCAAUGAUAUGAAGAUCCUCCCUCCCAUUUUCCUGGGGAACACCGUUGAGGAGUGCUGGUUCACAGCUCUGACUCCCGGCCGUCUGUACAAAAUCGUCGUCCUGACCAUCAGCGGGGAUGCACAGCGUGCUACCUUCAUAGAGGGCCUGACAGUCCCAAGUGCGGUCAGAAACAUUCAUGUGUCUCCUAAUGGCAUGACAAACAGCCUGAGAGUGAGCUGGACUCCUGGGAGUGGAGAUGUUGAUUCCUACACAGUGAGCCUGUUUCAGCAAAGCCAUCAGCUGGAUUCCCAGAGUGUCUCCAAGCACGUCUCUGAGCACACGUUUCACAAGCUGGAGGCUGGGGAGCAGUACCGGGCCGUGGUGCAGUCCAACAGUGGCAGCUUGCACAACAGCUUAGAAGCUCUGGGGAGGACAGUUCCAGCCUCUGUGCAGGACUUGCUGGCCCAUCAUGCUUACAGCAGUCACUCCUUGUUAGUAACCUGGCAGAAAGCUCCUGGUGUGGCUGAAAGAUACGACAUUCUGCUCUUAAAUGAGGAAGGAGUCCUCCUGAGCAACAAAUCAGAGCCAGCUACUGCCAAACAGCACAAAUUUGAAGAUCUGCUCCCUGGCAAGAAGUAUAAAAUCCAAGUGCUGACAGUCAGCGGAGGGCUCUUCAGCAGGCGGGCAGAGACUGCGGGCCGGACAGUUCCAGCAGCUGUCACGAACCUGAAGGUCACAGAGAACACCACUGACCGACUGUCCUUCAGCUGGACCACCUCUCAAGGGGAGCUGGACUCCUAUGACAUCUUCCUGUACAACCCAGACAAGUCCCUCCAUGACAGGAUUUCAGGAGAGCAGCACCUGCAGCAGUGCUCCUUCCAGAACCUGCGGCAGGGCAGGAUGUAUCGGAUGGUGAUCGUCACCCACAGCGGAGACCUCACCAAUGAGUCCUCUGUCUUUGGAAGAACAGUCCCAGCCCCAGUUGUGGGUCUGAAGGCAUCCAACCGCAACCGGACGGACAGCCUGUGGUUCACCUGGGGGGCGGCAGCAGGAGAUGUUGACUUCUAUGAGCUGAAUCUCUACAACCCAAAUGGGACACAGAAAGAAACAUGGAACAGGAAAGACCUGAGAGAGUGGCAUUUCCAGGGGCUGGUUCCUGGCAGGAAGUACACUCUGGUUGUGGUGACUCACAGUGGUGACCUGACCAACGCAGCCAAUGCUGAAGGAAGAACAGCACCCAGCCCUCCUAACUCUGUAUCCUUUACUGAUGUUGCAAACACCUCAUUAUCAGUCACUUGGCUGGGUCCUCCAGAGUGGACAGACUAUGAUGAUUUUGAGUUGCAGUGGCUCCCAAAGGAUGCCCUCACAGUCUUCAACCCCUACAGCAGCAGCAAAUCUAAAGUCCGCAUCAUCUACGGCCUGCGGCCGGGGCGGCUCUAUCAGUUCAGUGUCAGGACUGUCAGCGGCGACAGCUGGAGGACAUACAGUCAGUCACAGUCUGCAACUGUGAGAACAAAGCCAGACAAGAUACAAAGCCUUCACUGUCGGCCCCAGACGUCCACUGCCAUCGCGUGCUCCUGGACUCCUCCGGACUCUGACUUCGAUGGCUACAGCGUGGAGUGCAAGAAGAUGGACACUCGUGAGGUGGAGUUCUCUAAAAGGAUAGACAAAGACAAAUCCCUGCUGAACAUCAUGACCCUGGUGCCCCACAAGCGCUACCUGGUGUCCAUCAAGGUGCACUCUGCGGACAUGAGCAGCGAGGUGGUGGAGGACAGCACCAUCACCAUGAUCGACCGUCCCCCCCAGCCACCUCCAGACAUAAGAGUGAACAAAAAAGAGGUGCUGAUUACCAAGUCCUCCAUCAACUUCACUUUUAACUGCAGCUGGUUUAGUGAUACCAAUGGAGCUGUGAAGUACUUCACUGUGGUGGUGAGAGAGGCUGAUGGUAGUGAAGGACCAAAGCCUGAUGAGCAGCACCCAUUGCCUUCCUACCUGGAGUACAAGCACAACGACUCUGUGCGCAUCUACCAGACAAACUAUUUUGCCAGCAGAUGUACUGAGAGCCCUGACAGGGACUAUAAAAGCUUUGACAUUAACCUGGGAGGAGAAAUGGACAACCUGGGAGGACGGUGUGAUCCGGAGCAGCAAAGAUUCUGUGAUGGACCUCUAAAGCCUCGGACUGCCUACAGGAUCAGCAUCAGAGCUUUUACCCAGCUCUUCAGUGAGGACCCAAAGGAGCUCCCUAAACCGCUCUUUGCCGACACCUUCUUCUCCUUACCCAUCACGACGGAGGCAGAGCCUCUCUUUGGAGUUAUUGAAGGUGUGAGUGCUGGCUUGUUCCUGAUUGUGAUGUUAGUGGCUGUUACUGCCUUAUUUGUCUGCAGACAGAAAGUGAGCAGUGGCCACGAGAGACCUACGGCAAGGCUGAGCAUCCGCAGGGACAGGCCGCUGGCAGUGCAUCUGAACUUGGGGCAGAAAGGGAACCGGAAAACAUCCAGUCCCAUCAAAGUCACUCAUUUUGAAGCACACUUCACCAAGCUGCAAGCAGAUUCCAACUACCUCCUGUCCAAGGAGUAUGAGGACUUGAAAGAUGUGGGUCGAAACCAGACGUGUGACAUAGCACUUCUGCCAGAGAACAGAGGGAAGAAUCGAUACAAUAACAUAUUGCCCUAUGAUACAUCAAGAGUGAAGCUCUCCAAUGUGGAUGAUGACCCUUGCUCAGACUACAUUAAUGCAAGCUACAUCCCAGGCAAUAAUUUCCGCAGGGAAUACAUAGCGACUCAGGGCCCUUUGCCUGGCACCAAAGAUGAGUUCUGGAAGAUGGCAUGGGAGCAGAAUGUCCAUAAUGUUGUCAUGGUAACCCAGUGUGUGGAGAAGGGCAGGGUGAAGUGUGACCACUACUGGCCCCUUGACCAGGACUCCCUGUACUAUGGGGACCUGAUUGUGGAGAUGCUCUCCGAGUCGGUGCUCCCGGAAUGGACCAUCCGAGAGUUUAAAAUCUGCAGUGAAGAGCAGCUCGACUCAGCGAGGCUCAUUCGACACUUCCACUACACUGUCUGGCCAGACCAUGGGGUGCCAGAGACCACCCAGUCCCUCAUCCAGUUUGUCAGAACUGUAAGGGACUAUAUCAACAGGACCCCAGACACAGGACCAACCAUAGUGCACUGCAGUGCUGGUGUUGGCAGGACUGGCACAUUCAUCGCCCUGGACCGCAUCCUGCAGCAGCUGGACUCCAAGGACACUGUGGACAUCUAUGCAGCAGUGCAUGACCUCAGGCUUCACCGGGUUCACAUGGUGCAGACAGAGUGCCAGUAUGUGUACCUGCACCAGUGUGUGAGAGACGUCUUAAGGGCCAGGACGCUGCGCAGUGAGCAGGAAAAUCCCUUGUUCCCCAUCUAUGAAAAUGUGAAUCCAGAGUAUCACAGAGAUGCUGUUUAUUCAAGGCACUAAAGAAUGUUUGCAGCCACCUGCUUUU